Molecule: messenger RNA, 1900 nt
Organism: Zerene cesonia (dogface butterfly)
Lineage: Eukaryota; Metazoa; Arthropoda; Insecta; Lepidoptera; Pieridae
Gene: Sec61alpha
Product: protein transport protein Sec61 subunit alpha
Exons: 10
Coding region: 160-1590 (476 amino acids)
Biological process (GO): SRP-dependent cotranslational protein targeting to membrane, translocation; post-translational protein targeting to membrane, translocation
Cellular component (GO): Sec61 translocon complex; membrane
Molecular function (GO): signal sequence receptor activity; ribosome binding; transmembrane protein transporter activity
Source: RefSeq, a predicted model, not a curated record
GUGGACGUGUCAUUUGUGGACGGUUCGCUGGCGGCGUUGCGCAGGUUCAUUUUUGUAAAAGUCCAGUUGGAGUCUUAUUAUUGAACAAAAGUUGAAUGGUUUUGAUCGAUUAGAUCAGUUAUUUUUUUAGUUAGGAUAGUUAAAACACAAUAAAUCAAAAUGGGAAUAAAAUUCCUUGAAGUUAUAAAGCCGUUCUGCAGUAUAUUACCCGAAAUAGCGAAACCGGAGAGGAAGAUUCAAUUUAGAGAAAAAGUAUUAUGGACUGCAAUCACACUAUUUAUUUUCUUAGUAUGCUGCCAGAUACCAUUAUUUGGUAUAAUGUCUUCGGACAGUGCAGAUCCCUUCUACUGGAUUCGAGUCAUUCUAGCCUCCAACAGAGGAACGCUUAUGGAACUGGGAAUCUCACCAAUUGUGACAUCAGGCCUCAUUAUGCAACUGUUAGCAGGAGCUAAAAUUAUUGAGGUUGGCGAUACACCAAAAGAUAGGGCACUGUUCACUGGAGCUCAAAAAUUAUUCGGUAUGGUGAUCACAAUUGGUCAAGCAAUUGUGUAUGUCAUGACUGGCAUGUACGGCGAACCAAGUGAGAUUGGAGCUGGUGUCUGCCUGCUCAUCAUCAUCCAGCUGUUUGUAGCUGGUCUUAUUGUGUUGCUGUUGGACGAACUAUUGCAAAAAGGAUAUGGUCUUGGCUCUGGAAUUUCCCUGUUCAUUGCCACAAACAUCUGUGAAACCAUUGUGUGGAAGGCAUUCUCACCUGCUACUGUUAAUACUGGUCGUGGUACGGAGUUCGAAGGCGCCGUCAUCGCCCUCUUCCACUUGUUGGCGACUCGGCCGGACAAAGUCAGGGCUCUGCGUGAGGCUUUCUACCGCCAGAACCUGCCCAACCUGAUGAACUUGCUUGCCACCGUGCUCGUGUUUGCUAUAGUCAUAUACUUCCAGGGCUUCAGAGUGGAUCUACCAAUCAAGUCAGCCCGCUACCGUGGCCAAUACUCUUCCUACCCAAUCAAGCUGUUCUACACUUCAAACAUACCUAUCAUCUUGCAGUCUGCUCUCGUUUCUAAUCUUUAUGUCAUCUCACAGAUGCUGGCCGUGAAGUUCAGCGGCAACUUCCUGGUGAACCUGUUGGGCGUGUGGGCGGACGUGGGCGGCGGCGGGCCGGCGCGUGCCUACCCGGUGGGCGGCCUGUGCUACUACUUCAGCCCGCCCGAGUCGCUGGCGCACAUCGCGCACGACCCGCUGCACGCGGUGCUCUAUAUAUUCUUCAUGCUCGGCUCGUGCGCCUUCUUCUCCAAGACGUGGAUAGACGUGAGCGGCUCCUCGGCUAAGGACGUCGCCAAGCAGCUUAAAGAACAACAAAUGGUGAUGCGCGGUCAUCGCGACAACUCGAUGAUCCACGAGCUCAACAGAUACAUCCCGACCGCGGCCGCCUUCGGUGGUCUCUGCAUCGGAGCUCUCUCAGUGCUGGCCGACUUCCUCGGCGCCAUCGGUUCCGGAACCGGAAUCCUGCUCGCCGUCACAAUCAUCUACCAGUACUUCGAGAUCUUCGUCAAGGAACAGGCGGAGAUGGGCGGCAUGAGCACGCUCUUGUUCUAAGUUAAUUGUAGGGACGACUCGCGCGGGGUUGUGCGGAUGCGGGUUUGAAAAUGGAACUUCAAUUGGAACGGCGCUGACAGCGCGCCAAAUAAAACCAGCCUGUUUAAAUCGAUAGACUUCUCUAAUACUGUAUAAUCUGUAUCCGCAACAAGAUUUCAUCGACCCUGGAUAAUAAGCGAAUUAUUUAGUUAUAAAUGUUGUAGUGUGAGAUUUCUUAGUACGCGCGUGUCUGUUCCGGUUUAGUGUGCGAACGAGUGGGUUAUGUGCUAUUUAUAUGAGAUGAACUUUAUAAUAAAUAAUUUACGACACG